AAUUACGCGACCAAUUGACGAGAUCGUGUGUGUUUUUCCCAAUUAAACGGUGAGUGUGCGACGGAGAUGUAAAAUAUGCAGUCUAGUCAAGUGCGGCAAAAAAGAUCAUAAGGUGAAAAAGUCGUUAAUAAAAAAGCAAAAUAGAAUUGCUGUGUGGAAUACGAAAAAUACAUAUAUAUACAAGGAGACGACGCGCAGCGAAAAAGGAAUUUUUUGUGUACUACGGCGGCGCUUUGUUGUUGUUGUUGGCGUCGUGCAUUUGCUUUUGUUUUGUGUGAGUUGUUGUUGCUAUUGCCUUUGCGUUGUGUUUUGUGAUUGGAAAAAUAAGAAAAGAAAGCAGGAAAACUAAGGAGAGAAAAACGAAACGAAACAAAAUAAGAAAAUUGCCAUUUUCGAUUUCCUUGGCUGAGAAAAGUGAAAAGUUUAAUUUACUAAACAAAGCGGCAAAACUGUGUGCGUGUGUGGGUGGCUGUGCCUCUGUGUGUGUGUGAGUGUGCGUGUCUCUCUAGUUUUUGCAAUUUCCACUGCACACGCUCUUUCGUGUUGGAUUAUUGGAUUAUACCGCCAAUAACGGCACACGCACAGCAACAACAACGAAAAAAAAACAAAAAAGCGAUAAAGGAGAGCAGACGACUCUGGGAUUAAUCAUUAAUGUCCUGAGAGAUAAAGUCUAGAAACAGAAGAAGAAGGUGGAGCAGAAGUCGCAGCAGCAGACGAACAAGAGGAAGACGGCAGAAGAUGUUAAUAAGAAAAUAAUAUCGCCAUAGGACGAAAAGUUACAAAUACAAGUCCGUUUCACUUCUGCUGCUGGAACCUGUCGUCCUUUCGUGCGUCCUUUUCUGCUAAUUGCUUUGUGUGCCAAGCUCCUGGCUCCUUCUAAAGUCCCCACUAAGCAGGCCAGAUCCCUCCACACUCAAGGCUCAAGAUACUUACCCCGAACGGAGAUACCUGAACUGCAGCUGCAGCCUGCAUUUUCCCGGAGAAGGAAGGAGGAAAAACGCCAACGCGUCUGUCAUGUGCGAGUUUUGUGGCCCCUAACUAAGGCGCCUUGCAUAAAUUUACGCCAGAGGAUAAGCCCAACCAAAAAAAAAAAAAAAAGAAAAGCAAAAGGGAAAACCAACGAAGAAGCGAGUGGAAGGUGGAAAGAGAGGACUGGCAAGGCAAACAUAAAGCAAUUUUAUGCGUUUUUAAAAUGCGGCAAUUGACUGAAACAACAAAAGCGAACUGAGAGACUGAGACUGAGACCGAGACUCUUUGCUGACUGGAAAAUUCAGGCAAACCACAUGCGAGCACGUUUUCCGCUUUUCCGAAGGGUAAAUCAAAUACGAGCCAGACCGCAUCGAAAGGAGCGGUAGAAAGAAGGACGAAGGACCCCAUGCCAUAUCUCAGUCGCUGCUGAUAAGCAAUAUAACGCAAUCGCAAAUGCUUGAUGGUUUGUUGACGACCAACAAAAAGUUCUUGAGCGUGUGUAAACAGUACCAGUAGUACUGGCAAUACUGAGCUGGAAAACUGAAAAACAGAGAGCUGAAGCGGAGAAAAGCAGCAGAAAACAGCAGCAGCAGCAAGGACAACCAAGGAGGAGCAACCAGCGUUUAUAAAUGCGCUACAGUUACAAAUUGUAGCCACAGCUGUGCGUGUGUGUGUUUGGUGUUGCCUCUGCGGCACAUGUGCGCUCUAAACCAUUUAUAAAUGUAACAAAAGCAACGCACACGCCAAUGCCAGCCGGCAAAAAAAAAAAAGAGAAAACGGAGAAAAACAGUGAAAAGCUGAAAGCCCUUGGCACAAGUGCAAUGCAUAAAUAUAAACAAAGAGAUACAAACUGAAGACGGCGAAAAUACAGCCAAGCACACAAGAGCAUCGUCCAGAAUUAGCGCCAUCGGAGCCAAGGAGCCAAGAAGCAACCAAUGGAACAUGUUGAUGCCGGUGCGGGAGUACAACAAGCACAUAGCCAAAAUCCCAAAUUGCAAGAUGAGGCAGCGGCAGCGGCCAGCGCUUAGAGCCACCUCUGCAUCGCUCCUUCUGCUCCUCCUCCACGUCGUCCAUUCGCUCGAUCCGGCGGCAGGAAGUGGUGCCGCCGGAAGCGGAGGAGGUGGAGCCGCUGCAGCGGGUGGUGCCGGCGGUGGUGGCAGUGGUGCAGGUGGUCCUGCUGCCGCCGGUGGUUCGGGUGGCGGGAGCCUGAGCGGCGGGCCAACCACUCUCAUUGCCAAUCUCACGGAACAGGGCAGCCCCGGUGUGUAUAAUUCGACAAUGGGUUAAUGCUAAUUACCCGUGUUUACAUAUAUAUUUGGCAUUUAUGCGGCUGUUUUGGCUGACCUUUUCUACCUUUUCCCAUGGACGACAAGGACUCCGCCAUUUUGGUAUUUGUUUAUGCGUGGCUCUCUUCACGAAAAACUAGCAAAAGUCUUGGAAUACCAGAAAAGUUAAAUAGUUAAGCACACUUAACUUUGUAAAGAAUUUAAGGAAGGCAUUCAACUGAAACUUUCAUCUCUUAAAAUUCUUCCCAUAAUUGCAAAACUAUUUUGUUAAUAAACCCCACCUUUUUUCUCGAAUGCCAGGAAUUCACGAAAUGCUUGGCAUAAACUUGGAGCUUGUGUGUGUGUGUGUGUGCAAAUGAUUGUAUGUAUUUCCUUGUGCGCAUUUCCGGUUUCCGCUUCCGUUCGCCAAGCGUUCCUGGGAGGGUGGCAAAAACUAUUAGCCACUUGGCGCUAAAUAACACCCACCCACUCCUCCUCCCGUUGGUGAAGCAAAACACUAAGCAUCAAUUAACCCAAUUUUCAGAAUCCAUUUUCACCUGCAGUUACGGCUUCAGCUCACAGCUCCGGAGCUUUGGCUUUUUCUGAGUAUUUUCCUAGCUGCGUGUUUCACAGCUCCAUGCUUACAUAUAUUGUUUGCCCUUUUUUUUAUAGAGAGAGUGAGUGAGGGAAAGAGUUUUUCUUUUGCCCUUUCUUUUUGCCAGCAAAUACCCAAGUGGCGGUGUUGAAACCAACGUCCAACUCCCGAUUCCCCAGUUCCCCAUUCCCUAGUUCCCAGUCCCAGCUAAUCCUAUAGGUAUAAUGCCGGGCACUCUUGCACCGACUUUUUCGUGCUCCGUGCUGUUUCAUCUUUUCUUUCGCAGGCGUUGGCGCUAUUGUUGUAGUUUGGUUUGGUUUGGUCACUGGAUCUGCAAAUGGAAAUGGAGUGGAAGCUGAAAUCAUAAUUAAUCCAUUGAUUUUCAAUUUUUUCCAGCUUAAAUAAUUCACACAAAUCAUUUCAGCAAUAAAUAUGAAUUCUUUCGCAGCAUUUAACAAUACAUUUUUCAGCAAACAAAAGUUUUUUUUCAGUCAAGAGUUUUUUUGUUUUUGCUGUGCGAAUAUCACAUUGGGGAUCCAAUUACAAAUUGAUAAGCAGGUAAUGAACGAAACAAAACAAAAUAUCGAAUAAUUUUAAUUUGGAAACGCCUCUGUUGCAAACUUUGAUUUGCAUGUAAUAUCAUAAAUAAUUAAUUUUAACACACACAACAUUUAUGAAUAAUUCCAGGGUUUCUUUUUAUAUCCUAGCUGUCGCUAUUAAUCAAAUUAUACUUUUACUACAUGCAUUUUUAAAUUGUUUCUUUAUGUCGGUUAUGUUUACGCAGCCGCCUGGAAAUUUGGUGUGACAGGGUGACAUAAACUGCAGAAUGCGGGUGGCCGUUUGAUUGAUUCCCCGGCCAAAAAAAAACACCUGGAACGACGCCAGAUGUCGAGGAUAAUAAAUUCGUGAAGAUGUGACGACACUUGGGAUACAAUUUAUAACGCUGACGUCUGCUCCAAAACACCAAAUGAAUUGCUCGACCGAUUGGGAAAUUAAUUAUGUAUAAUGCCAUUUCAAUUAAUGUUUUAAAGUCUUAAAAAUAGAAUUUAACAUAUUUAAUAACAGAAUAGUUGUAAAAUAUUGUUAUUUUAAUAAGAUAAGCGAUAAUAUUGUAUCAAACCUAAAACUAAAAUAUAACUUAUUCCCUCCUUUAUUACCAUUGUUAAUGUUCCCAAUCACUUGCUCCGAAGUAUAAUGCAACUUCUCCUUCCUCAACAACUCUGUUAACUAACCUUAAGAUCUGGAAAUAAAAAACUAAUUUAUAUAAAAUAC
Messenger RNA from Drosophila ficusphila, 4101 nucleotides. RefSeq names its product PE-PGRS family protein PE_PGRS26. The record is from RefSeq and is a predicted model, not a curated record. Bases 1912 to 2256 code for a protein of 114 amino acids. Lineage: Eukaryota; Metazoa; Arthropoda; Insecta; Diptera; Drosophilidae. The transcript has 6 exons.